AUGGCGGCAGCGGCAGCGGCGCCGCCGGGGCCGGGACUCGAUCUGGACCCGGGGCUGGGGCCUAUCCUGCGGGAGGCCGUGGCGGCUCUGGACCGGGCCGGGGCGGAGGAGGGGCUGGCGGCGGCCCUGGGCGCGGUGCGCGCCGCUCUGGAGGCGGCAGGCGGCCCAGCCGCCCUCGGGGAGCGGGAGCGGGCGCUGUUCGGCGCCUUCCUGCGCAGCCUGGCCCGGGCGCCUGGCGCGGCGCGGCCCGAGGGCGUGUGGCAGCGCUGCUUCCUGGAGGGCCCGCCCGGCCUUGUCCUCUUCGUCUUGCUGGAGGCCCUUGGCUCCGCAGGCUCUGGCCUUGACCCGAGGGAGGUAGUUGAGGUCCUGGAGCAGUUCCUGCAGGAGGGCCGGUUGUCAGCGUUACUGUGGGAGGUCUGUCAGCAGCAGGCACAGGCGGGCUGCCCGGAGCUGCAGGAAGCCCUACUCAACAAGAUCGUGUGUUUGCCUGAGCAUGUGAGCAAUAAACUCCAGGGGAAAAACCCACCAGUGUUCUUCCCACAGAACUACUUCCCUCUCCUGGGUGAUGCAGUUCUCCAGGUGCUAGAGAAGAUCUCUGACUGUCUGCGGGGUGGCUUGGAUUGCUCCAUCUCUUUUGUUUCUCAUGUCCUGGGGAAAGUGUGCAUUCAUGGAAGGCAAAAGGAAAUUCUGGGAGUUUUGGUGCCCCGCCUGACAGAUCUCACCAAGUCAGACUGCAUCUGGCAGAGGAUAUGCUGGCGGUUGGUGGAAUGUGUGCCAGACCGCUGGAUGGAAGCAGUGGUCCUUGGUUUUGUGCAGAGAGCACCUGGGGCAGAUGUCUUGUCCAGAUUGCUAGGAAACCUGGUUAUGAAGAACAAGAAGGCUCAGUUUGUGGUGACACAGAAGAUGCUGCUCUUGCAGUAUGGCCACACGACGGCCGUGCUCCAGAACCUCCUCGGCUACCUCUCUCUGGACAGCCUCCGGCGCACCUUGUUGCUCAGAGUGCUACAGGAGCUAUUGGAGACUUGGAGCAGUGGCAGUGCUGUGAAACACUCCCCAGCUGAGCAGCAGCUGUACAUUAGCAAGGCCAUCCUCAUCUGCCUCUCGCACCUGAAGGAGCCUGAAAUUGAGAGCUGCAGACAAGAGCUUCUGACAAGCAUGAUGGAGGGUGUGAAAUGCCACUUGGACAGCAGUCUGCCACAACUACGGCAUCUGGGCAUGGUGGUAGCAGAGGCCAUCAGCUUGAAAAUAAACACUGAGGGGCCUGUCCUGAAGUUUGAGUAUGAAGAAGAGGAUGAAACAAGAGAAUUGAAGUCACUUCUGGUGCAGGCUCCAUCAUCUUGUAUUGUCCCCAGCCUUCCAGAUGAUGACAGGAGUGAGAAUGCAGGUGCUGCACUGCCACUGGUACUGGAGAAUAGUGAGAAAUCCCAUACAGCAGCCCCUGUGAUGCCAGAUGAGGAGUCGGAUGCUGAGCUUGACAGUGAUGAUGAUCUCAUCCCUUAUGACAUGUCUGAGGAUAAAGAGCUAAAAAUUAAGGCUCCUGUGUAUAUCCGAGACUGUAUUGAGGUUCUGACUGGAUCAAGAGCUGAAGAUGUGGACAAAUGGGAAGCUACAGUCAAGGCCCUUGAGAGCUUGGUACGGAAGAAUCCAGCAGCAACAAGAGAGGUUAGUGUGGAGCUGGCAAAAAUAUUACUUCAUCUGGAGGAGAAGACCUGCAUUGAAGGCUUUGUGGAGCUCCGUCAAAGAGCUCAAGUAGCUGUUUUAACCACAGACCCAAUACCUGUUGCAAAGUACUUGACCUCCCAGUUCUACUCUCUGAACUACAGUCUCCGUCAGCGCAUGGACAUCCUUGAUAUAUUGGUUUUGGCAGCUCAGGAACUGUCCUGUCCCAUAUUCCAUGGGAAGACCAAGCAUUCUGGUGCCCAAAAGCCUUGUAUCCAGCUCCUUUCAGGUAGUGACAGCUCUAAGGGCUGGAGGAGAAUUGUUGAUGAGAGGAUCAAAAGCAAGACUCGGAGAUUUGAUAUGGGUCAGUCUCGUGUGGAACUUGCUUCCCGCCCAAACGAAUUCAAUUCUGUUGCUGGGUAUUUCUUUUUCCCAUUGAUUCAGCACUUUGACAGGCCUUUAACAACAUUUGAUCUUCUGGGGGAAGAUCACUUAGUCCUUGGAAGACUGGUCCACACUUUAGCAAUCCUGAUGUACUUGGCUGUCAACACUGUGGCAGUAACAGCAAUGGGAAAGGCACUGCUGGAGUUUGUUUGGGCGCUGCGUUUCCACACAGACUCGUAUGUGCGCCAGGGCCUUUUGUCCUGUAUCUCCUCCCUUCUCCUCAGUGUCCCUAUGGAGCAUAUUCUGGGAGACAUGACAGAGGAGCUGUUGGAGACUCAGUCCUGGCUGGGAGAUGUGAUGGAGAAAGAUCCUGAUGGGGACUGCAGAAGGCUGGCCCUACAAAACUUGCUGCUAAUGGAGAACCUGAAAAAGAAACUUGAAGCUGUUCCUUCCUAGCUGAAGGCUGGAGUGUGCGGGAGCAGCCAUUUGUCUGCUGCUGGAAGGGAUGGCAUGGUGGAAGGAAUGGCACUGCUGAUGGGAUGCAAGCACUGGACAGCUACACUGAAGUGCUGAAAAGUGUGCCAGACUUUAAAGGUCUAAGCUAGAGCUGGGCUGUGGUUAGGAAGGAAUAGGUCAGGGAGUUAUUUUUGUAUAAUCUUAGUACAGAAGUAAGUUUCUACUAAAGAAUUUCUAAUUCUAAUUUCUACUAAAGAAAAUUAAUGUUCAGAUUUUGACCUUAAAAUCUCCCCAACCCUUCUUCCCUGAAAGCAAUUUAGAAACUUCAUGUUCAAGUUUUGAAGCAAGUCAGAAAACAUGAAAAAGAAUUCUAAGUGUAAUAGCUGGCUGGUAAGAAACAGGAGUGACCUGAUACCCCUUGGCAGGGCAGGGUGACAAGCAGAGAGAUGAGCAGAACCUUGGUUUUUACACUGAGCUUCACUUCUCUUCAGUCCUGCUUGUGCCAGGGAAGAAAUUGGCCUCCAAAAAUCUGACCAGUACAGAGUGACUUGAUGUAACUGGUGUUUGGAGAAGGAGCUUCAAAGUAAGAAAGAAGCUUCACUUGCUCAGAGUGACCAGCUUGAGCAGGGGUUGGGCCAGGGGGCAUCCAGGAUCCCUUCUAACCAAGGCAUUCUGUGACUCUGAGAUUUACUUAUAGAUGUUUGUAAAUGGUUGCUCUAUCCCACAUGAUCCUCUGAUGUAUUUAAACACAGAAGCUUUUGUUUGGGAAACUCUGCCUUCAGCUGCAGGACUGGGUAUUUUGACUAUUAACCAAGCUUCUACCCAAAUGGGAUGGAGAUUGUUUUCAGAAGGUCUCACUUCUAGGGAAUCACAGAUGGGCACCUUAGCAGAUCAGAGUUGUACUUGAAAGGCAAUUCGCAGUUUCCACCUCGGUUAUUCAGCUCUUCUGUACUGAGAAAGAAGUGAAGUUACAAUAUGCAGUUCUUACUGGUUUUUUCUGCCUCAAAUUUAUUAAAAUACUAAAACCAGCUUUCUAACAGGAUGUACAUGUGAAUCGUUGUAUGCUGUGCUUGAGAGAAUAUAUUAACUCUAACACUGUUGCUUGUACAGUCAAGCAGGAAAAAUAAAUUUCUUGGUAAUAACCAAAAA
Messenger RNA from Sturnus vulgaris (Common starling), 3648 nucleotides. The record is from RefSeq and is a predicted model, not a curated record. NCBI's taxonomy places the organism in Eukaryota, Metazoa, Chordata, Aves, Passeriformes, Sturnidae.